GACGUAUCGUGAAUCGGUCGGUCUCAUGGCAUGGUGAAAGAUCGUCUGACAGAAUUGCAGAGGAUUAAGCGCAUUCCAAAUGCUCAGAAGAACGAGAAACAAAAGGAGGAGAUUCCGUUAAACUCGAUAUGUCCCAGUAAUGCCUCUGACCUACUGCAUAAUAUCGGUGAGCUGCGAAGUCAUGUGAACGAACUUCAGAAAGUACAGAAAGAUAUUUUGGCCAGCCCUCAACAAAACGAUAGUAUGCGCUGACCUGUGCUACAUUUGUACCCAGACCUGGACUACCGCCUUGAAAUGAUUACAAAAUUAAUAAAGGAAAAGACAAUGGCAGUUAGAUCGGAACUCAAGAGCUUUGAUCUUGCCUCAGAAGAUAAAGACCCUCUGCUCUUGAAUGCUCGAGAACGCAUCAAGUUAAAUCAGCAUGCGGCUAUUUCUAGGCAACUUAUCCAGGUUAUGAACAGUUAUAGUAAAUGUCAGUUGGAGUAUAGGGAGAAGUGCAAAGCUCGUAUACGGGGAAAACUAACCGUGGCUGGCUCUUCCUUCUCAGAGGAUCAGAUAGAAGACAUGCUGGAAAAGAAGAAUCCUGAGAUAUUUACCCAAUCAAUCAUGGCUUCUACGGACGCAGCAAAACGAUCUUUGUUGGAUAUUGAGGCACGGCAUGCUGAUAUCAUUCGCUUGGAAAACAGUAUCGCCGAACUGCACGAUCUCUUUAUGACCGUCGCUCUCAUGGUCGAUAAUCAGGGCGACAUGAUUGAUCAGAUCGAAUACAACGUAAACAAAGCCGGUAAUUGUGCUGUGCAAGCCAAAAAGAAACUCUCCAAUGCAGUUGGUCGGAAGAAGAAGCAUCGUCGUUGCAGGCUUAUUUGUGCCAUCAUUCUCACUGUUUUGGUCGUUUUGACGAUCAUAGCCAUCGCUUCUGCUAUCGGGCUGACGUGAUGCGGACAAGUUUUCCUUCCACGAACUACCGACCGACAAUUUUGACAAUAUACUGGCGCUCGGCUACGUCUAUUCAUACGAUUGGCUUCUGUCUCACUCUGGCUUACCACUUGUUAGCCCUCCGCAACUGCGAGAGCCAACCUACGCCAAUCGGAAAUGUGCCUUUGAACGUUUUAUAUCCUGCAACCCAUCGAUUUCUUUUUACCUAUAUUCAUUGUCCAUGACCAUUUCUCAUCUUGCAUAAAUAAUACUCAUUUGGAU
Messenger RNA from Dicrocoelium dendriticum, 1197 nucleotides. NCBI's taxonomy places the organism in Eukaryota, Metazoa, Platyhelminthes, Trematoda, Plagiorchiida, Dicrocoeliidae. The record is from the annotation of a GenBank genome assembly.